CCGGACUGACGUCACGAGCGGGGCUGUCUACGGCUUUGUUUCUAACGUGGAAGUUUCGCUUUAUUGACGGAUCCCGUCGACUCAUGUAGACUCAAGUACCGAACUAGAACUCCGCGAGCGCAGACGACAGAGCCGACCCGCGACAUUACGGCGCGCGCACACCGCAAACGUGGAGUCGCCGCGACGUGUUCGGUCUUCGUAUCGCAACUUUGCUCCGGAUAGCCUACUUGUUGCUCGUCAGCGGGUUAAAGUCAGGCUCAGCCCGGCUGUUGUCUGUUGGAUGGACGUGAGACACCCCGGUGUUAAAGACAAAGGCUUCGGCCGCGCAUUUCCAGCCCAAUGACCUCCAUAGAGUGUAGCGGUGCCGACGAGCUGGAUUUCAGACUUGUUUUUGGGGAAGACGCGCUGCAGCAGCCGACAGGCCCCGCAGAAUCCGAUAUCCGGAACCCUGUAAGCUCCACCCAGGUGCCAUUUACUCAACCCAUUGGCCAGGAGCAGCGCAUUUGCCUUCCUUUUGUACCCAACCCAACUCCCCUGCAAACUUCUGGCAGCUACCAGUCUCCAGCCUGUCAAACCCAAGGUUCCCAGUACAGCUUCUUGAGGAACCCUACAGCAUUUGGUUGCCCCAGCAUCCAAAUAACCUCCAUUGCUCCUAACAACCAUGUAGAGGUGGGCAGUGUCCAGGAUGCUGGGGAGCCUAUUGGGGCGGAGGGGGGAUUUCCUGAGCAGACCUGGUCCAGGGAUCACCUCUUCCUGUCCCUGGACCCAUGCUAUAGGGAUGCAGCUCUGAGCCCGAGUCCCUGCAGCAGCUUGUCCUCCAGGAGCUGGCUGUCAGAUGUCUCAUCCUGUGAGUCGUUCUCUCAUAUCUAUGAUGAUGAAGAGGGGGAUCUUAAUGAGGCUGCUGCCCGUUUCACCCUGGGCUCCCCUCUCACUUCCCCGCUAGCUUCCCCAGGGUGUGGUGGAGGGGCGUUUGGAGUGGAGCUGUGGCAGCAGAAGUACCAGGAUCCCCAGGCCCUCAACCAGGCCCUGUCGUCUCACCAGUCUCCGCGUCAGUCCCCUUGCCCAUCCCCUCGAUACUCCCCACGCACCAGUGUGACCGAGGAGACCUGGUUAAACCCCUGGCCAACCUCCCGUUCCCCCUCCAGACCCACCUCCCCUGGUGGGAAGAGACGGCACUCCAGCGCAGAUGUCCAAGCCCACUCCCCCUCCCCCCACCACUCACCCACCCCGACCCCGGGUCACUCUCCCAGGGGCAGUGUGACUGAGGACACCUGGCUAGGAAGCCAUGCUGGAGCCCUGGGUCCCCUCCUCUACUGCUACCAGGACCUGGAUGUACCCUCAAAGACCAGGAGAACCACAGGGACUCAGCUUUGCCUGCUGACGGGGCAGAAAGACUCUGGGAUUGAGGAAGUCAAAACAAUACUGCCAGUUCUGGAUUCACCUGGAGAAGCGUGUGGUAAACCAGAAGACCUAGCAGACUUGUUCCUUCCAGUCCCCUCCCACUUCAGCUGGAACAAGCCCAAACCUCCAAGUACUCCUUUGUUCAGGAGCUCAUCCCUGCCCCCUCUGGACUGGGCCCUGCCCAGCCAGUAUGGUCAGUGCGAACUGAUUGUGGAAGUUCAACCAAAGUCCCACCACAGGGCCCAUUAUGAGACAGAGGGCAGCCGAGGGUCGAUCAAGGCAGUGUCUGGAGGACACCCUGUCGUCAAGUUAAACGGUUACAAAGAACAGCCAGUCAACCUGCAGGUCUACAUCGGCACUGCAGACGACCGCUACCUCCGACCUCACCCCUUCUACCAGGUCCACAGGGUGACAGGGAAGACCGUGUCCACUGCCUGCCAGGAGAGAUUUGUGUGUGGCGCAAAGAUCCUUGAGAUCCCCCUCCUCCCCGAGCACAACAUGUCAGCCAGCAUUGAUUGUGCAGGCAUCCUGAAGCUGCGGAACGCUGAUAUUGAACUCAGGAAGGGGGAAACGGAUAUCGGCCGUAAGAAUACGAGGGUGCGAGUUGUGUUCCGCGUCAACAUCCCUCAACCCAACGACAAGAUGCUGUGUUUACAGACAGCCUCUGUACCAGUGGAAUGCUCCCAGCGCUCUGCUGUGGAGCUUCCCCAGGUGGAGCAUGUCAACCCCACCAGCUCCUCAAUGGAUGGAGGGGAGGAGAUGGUGAUCUCGGGCUCCAACGUCUCCUGCCAUUCCAAAGUGUUCUUCUUGGAGAAAGGACCUGAUGGAAGAACACGCUGGGAAGUAGAUGUCAAGGUUGUGCCAGAAAAGAGCAGUGGAUCCAGAAUCACCAUCAAGAUUCCCCCUUAUCACAAUAGGAAUGCCACGGGGCGUGUCCAGGUGCAGUUUUACGUGUCAAAUGGGAAAAGGAAAAGGAGUCAGACCCUGAGCUUCACCUACCUGGACCCCUCUGCUGACCUCAUGGCUGGAGCCCCGCUGGUGAAGCAGGAACCCUCUGAUUUAGACUACAUCCCAUGUAAUCCACUGUCCUCCCCUGACCAAGCCUUCUGUCUAGACAUCCCUUUUCAUGAGUCCUGUGGACAAGUGCCUUAUGAUCGUACCCUUCAACCAGCAUACUCCCAGCUUGUCUCCUUUCCCCUCCAGGGACAUCGUGCCCAUGCAGGGCAACCGCAGAUAAACACCAUGAACAUGGUCGAUCUUAUGCCAGCCUCACAGACUGCCCCACAAGGUGUGCCUUACAUCCACAAAUCAAAUUCCAAUGUACAGUAUACUGACUCAGUCUUAGCCAAUCGCACUGUUCUAGCCCAAACCAACAUGGCUGCCUCCAUCUCCAGCAGAGAGAUAACAUACCAAAGUCCUAUCAGGACUGAUCUACACCACCCAGAGUCUCAGGACAGCAACCACUCUUCAGCGCCAUCCUUCUUGCUUGGUCACCACAGCCCCUUGGGGGUCUCUAACCUGCUGCCGAAAGUGAACCCACACUUAUUACCUCCUAAGACAUCUUCAGUCUCCCUACACACCUCCUCUGGUGGACCUGCAAGGCAACAAUCUCCAUGUUUGGCUCUGGAUAGGGCCGUCCUGACUCCAGUCGACCCUCAGACGCUCCCUCCAGCCCCCCAUUCCCUGUUUUGCAGCACAGGGAGUGGGGAGGUGAUGGUGAACGUCAAGCAGGAGCAGAAGGAGAAGCUGAGCCCGGGCUCCUUGGCCCUUCAGACUAUCACUCUGGAUGACGUGAACGAGAUCAUCGACAGAGACAUCUAUGGGCUGAGCGGUGGCUCUGAGCUGGUCCAGUCGGAUCAGGACCACUGUGUCUGGGAGGACGACUCCGCCGAGGCGGCCUUACCGUUCUGUGGCAGCCAUCAGUAGUGUCUGCCACUGCCUUUCUUAGACGCCGACUGCGGUGCUACUUCUAUGCAUUUGGCAGUGUUAACCUAUGAUUGCUUUACAGAUCUAUGGUUUAAUUUUGCAAGGCUGUCAUGUCAAAUUAGUUGUUCUUUAAUUAAUCUUUUUCAAGAUCUGUCGUCAAACAAGCGAAUCCUUUAAAAGCGAAGCCGUCCGUACCUCAUCCAAAUACCAAAGAUUUCCACUUGGCAAAAACCUUUAAAAAGACAAAGUGAGUCUAAAAAUAACCUAUUUAACCAAUUAGAGAUGUCUUGAAAUAGACUCGGGUGGAAAUGUUCAUGUAAUUUAUUUGGCUAGUUAUUUGCAAAUCUAUUUUUGAUACUCUGGACUUGGCACAGUUUAAGAAAAACAAACAUUUUCGAUAACCAUUUUCAUUUAAUAGCUGUUUUACUUUGUAUAAUACCAUUUCCGUUUAGGUUGAGUCGUUCUGAUGUGAAGCAUAUACCACUGAACCAUCAAAAUGUAUCAUUGUUGGAAGUUUUAAAUAAAACAAAUGCAAACUGUUUUUGGUGCAAGGUGGAAGGAGCCUCUCCAGUCUGCACCGUGGUUGGGGGAGAAUGUCCCUGAUCGCUCAGAUC
Messenger RNA from Lampris incognitus (smalleye Pacific opah), 3941 nucleotides. It is a transcript of the gene nfatc3b, whose product is annotated as nuclear factor of activated T cells 3b. The record is from RefSeq and is a predicted model, not a curated record. The coding region runs from base 340 to 3327 and encodes 995 amino acids. NCBI's taxonomy places the organism in Eukaryota, Metazoa, Chordata, Actinopteri, Lampriformes, Lampridae. Gene Ontology annotation, molecular function: DNA-binding transcription factor activity, RNA polymerase II-specific; transcription factor binding; RNA polymerase II cis-regulatory region sequence-specific DNA binding. Gene Ontology annotation, cellular component: transcription regulator complex. The transcript has 9 exons. Gene Ontology annotation, biological process: cytokine production; calcineurin-NFAT signaling cascade; regulation of transcription by RNA polymerase II.